CGCGUGUCGGACGCUGUCUUCAACCACGUCCACGAUGUCUGCACCGACGCCUGCAGCGCCAAUGAAGGCGUUAUUGUCCAACUGGGCCUCACGUGCGGCGUCGACGGUGCCCCCAGCCUCUCAAAACUACGAGCCACUCGUCAAAAACGUCCUCCGACAGCGACUGCUGUCGCGCACAUUCCUGUACUCCGCGCUCUUCUGCUGGACACUCGUCAUACUCACGGCAACGGCAGGGCGGGGAGGGGUUGCGAGGCUGGGAUUAGUUGGGGCUUUGAUCAGCCCAUUCUUUCCGCGAACGUUAGGCUUGGCCUUCAUUAUCUGGAUAUCGGGGGUUGUGCCGGUGUUGGUCCUGAGGAAGGUAUACUUGACAGCCAGUCCUGCAUCUGCAUCUUCCCCGUCGGGGGUAUUCCGUGACGCGUUGAACAAGAGCAGCACCUUUCGCUCUCUGGCUGUCUACCUUACCUCUGCGUCACUCUUGACUGCAAUACAUGUCGUCACGGCACUGGUGUUUGAUGUAAGAGCUGGUAGGGACCCUCGGCUGAGCUUGUUUGUCAAGUCUAGAAAGCACCCAUAUUACCUCAACGGCCGCCUCCUAUACCUAAUCUCCUCGCAAAUAUCUCUGGCAGCAUUCUACGUACUGCGAAACGUUAUGAUGGACCGACUGGCCGUUCGAUGGACGGGGUCGAUGUCUGCCCGGGCGAUGAAUGAAAUACCAUCGUUCAUGCUGGCACGUAUCCUUACAGUGACCGCAAGUGCGUUGCUGCUCACCGCUAUGGGCACCGUGGCUCACAUCGUCCUGUUUGGUUGCGCGAGAGCAAUCGUAAUCCCUUUCGUAUUCAAGCUGCCAGUCCUAUCUCACCUUCUCCGGCCCUUCUUGGCACAUUUCCUCCGCGGCCCUUUCGCGCUGACACUUCUGACGAGACACACCGGAUUAAUUUUUCGCGCGUUUAUGCUGGGGUUCCUGACUAUUUCCACAUGGGACUUUGCGGAGAACUUAUUCGAUACCUUCGUCGCAGAACCCAUCAACGUCGCACAAGCUACGGCCGACCCUGCCGUCACCCUAGUGUCUGGCACAACAUCACAAGACCUAUACUACAAGCAUUUCGCGUUUGCUGAACUUGCGCAGUUCGCGAGAGACGAAACACAUGCGGGCUCUACCCGGCGUGUGGCGCUGUUCACCGAUCAGAAGUACAACCCCAACUUGUGGUCGGCGUUUGCUAGGGAAGCACUCCUGACCCUCGGACGCGACUACCAGCUGCUGCUCCGUCGUGGCGCGCCUCCGGCUGCUGCACCAGCACCAGCGCCUCCAGCGAAGAAACUCGAUGCGCCACCCCAAAUACCCAAGACGCCGUUCAUCAAGGAGCCCGUCCUCAAGCAGAAGAGUGCAUCACCUCUUCAUUCUGCCCUGGAGACAAUCGCAUCUGAUGGGAGUGUUACGGCUGCGUUGGCUUCAACUGCCGAAGCGGGUGCCUCGCAAAUCCCGGAGCUCUUCCGGUCGGUGCUGCCGUCCCAAACGAAAGCUGUUGCGGAGACUGCCGGCGCUGCUGUGGAGACCGUAAAGAAAGGGGAGCAGGAGAUCAUGCAGCUGGCAGCACUGCCGGGCAAGUGGAAGGGUCGCCUCCAGCAGGAGCUCGUCGCGCAGUCGCCGUCCGCGGUGCGCCGCGCGGCCGCACGGCUCGAGCGCUGGUGGCACCGUGAGCGGGUGCACAAAGUUGUCGAGGCCGCGCUGCCGAACCGGAAGCUGGACGGUCUUGCGGCGGACGCUCUCUGCUCGCUCGUAUGCGCGUCGCUGACGGAGGACCGGUACGGCGUCGUACAGCGCGACAUCCCGCGCAUCCUCGAGGCGCUGCUGUCCUUCCUCGGUGCGGUCGAGGACUAUCAGAGCGAAAUUAUUACCAAGUAUCCCGUGCCAUCUCCUGAGGAGAUGGGCCAGCUGAACGCGAAGGAGGCGGCGGAGAUGCAGGAGCUUGCGCUCGACCUUGCGCGAGCCGGAGACGCGCUGAGCGAGAUGACAGAUCCACUGAAGGACAGUAUCGUGCGCAUUGUACGGACGUUUGGCGACAAGUUGUCAGCGUUCAAGUUUCCUCCACGGACUGCCCGCAAACUGCAAGGUUUUGUAGAUUACCACUAAAUCGUGUGUCGUAAUCGUCAUUGUUUAGGCAAGCUCUCUUGCUAUUGCUAUCGCCGCUAUGGUUUUGCAUGCUAUUAACAAGAUUUCUCCCGUUAAGGUCACGGUCGUUGGAUUCUGGCUCGCUCAGGGCUUCUUGGUAACAGGUCCCGCGUCGACAGGAGCUUUACAUAGAUAACAGCUGUCUAUUGAAAACUACUUCCUGAUCUCACCAUCCGUUGAUUUCAAUAGCUCCGA
Molecule: messenger RNA, 2365 nt
Organism: Phanerochaete carnosa HHB-10118-sp
Lineage: Eukaryota; Fungi; Basidiomycota; Agaricomycetes; Polyporales; Phanerochaetaceae
Exons: 4
Coding region: 35-2131 (698 amino acids)
Biological process (GO): spindle pole body localization; nuclear pore organization
Cellular component (GO): spindle pole body; nuclear pore transmembrane ring
Molecular function (GO): protein-macromolecule adaptor activity
Source: RefSeq, a predicted model, not a curated record